CCCUUGUACGUGCUCGUGACUACAAAUGUUCUCUCCCCAACACAGCCAUGUAAUAUUGAUUUAAAAAAAAUAAAAAGGAAACGGCACGUUCUUUUAUUGGGUUGGUUUGGUAUUGUUUUGCAGAAAGUGAAUUCCUCUACGGACUCGCCCACUUUCUGUUUAAAUUGGUAGGGUUAUUCCUGCAGGGACUGUCCCCCGUCCCAGUGUAAAGUGGUACAGUCCAGUCUGGCUCCAGCUCUCAGCGGCUUCACUUUGCCGACAAAACGACAUGAAACAACAUGCGGAUAAACGACACUUUACUGUAAACUGGACACUAUAAUGAGCGUCUACUGGCUGGCUGUUUUACUGGGAGCCUUAUUGUGCGCGUGCGAUGGCGUCCACGUCACAGUGCGGGAGAAGCAGCACUACGCGAUGCUAUUCCAGUCAGUCGUACUACCAUGUCAGUAUCAAACAGCUUCAACCCAGACCCCAGUGGUGCAAUGGUGGUACAAGUCCUAUUGCCGAGACCGAACACAGGACUCCUUCACGUUGCCGGAGACCCUGGGCAUGAAGGCCUCGGAUCUCGGUCCUUCUUCGCACCUGGAGUGUUCCGACAGCAGUCGCACCGUCCGUGUUGUGGCAUCAGCUCAGGGAGCCUCCAUGACUCUGGCUGAGUACUACAAAGGCAGAGACAUGGCCAUCGUAAACAAAGCUGAUCUGAGGAUUGGGGAGCUGCAGUGGGGAGACAGUGGAGUUUACUACUGUAAAGUCAUAAUUGCAGAUGAUCUGGAGGGAAAGAAUGAAGGCCAGGUGGAGUUACUGGUGUUGGGCAGGAAAGGUGAGAAGGACGAUCUCCUCCCUGAGUUUGAUGUGGAGGUUAUGCCAGAAUGGGCUUUUGUGGGAUCUGUUGCCCUGGGCAGUGUCUUACUUCUGUUAUUUUUGGGGAUCUGCUGGUGCCAGUGUUGUCCACACUCCUGCUGCUGCUACGUCAGCUGCUGCUGCUGUCCAGACACCUGCUGCUGCCCACGACACUUGUAUGAGGCAGGAAAGAUUGCCAAAGGUGCACACCAGGCCCAGGUACCUGUGUAUCCCUACUACAUGCCCAGUGGGCCCACUCUGGUCCCUUUUGUUCCGUCUUCUCAGGCAGAACCAAAACUCGUCUCCAUUCCGUCCAUGGAAAACAACCUAGCUGGAGUGCGCAGUGGUUACCGACUGAAAGCCAGUCCACACCAGGACUCAAUGAAAGUCCUGUACUUCAUAGAGAAGGACCUGGCUCAGUUACCAUCUGCCAGGGUGGCAGCUCUCAAACCCAGUAGCGUGUCAGAGCUUAGCUCUCUGCACGACGGAGGAACCAAUGACUUCAGACACACCUAUCAGACAGUCCAGAUGAAGGCACUUCCUCCCAUCACUGAUAUCGAUGACCAGUCAGUAGUUAGGGCAGCUCCACCAAUACAUAGUCAAAGACUGAGAAGAGACAGAACCCACCUGUCAAAUGAUGAGUUGGACAGAAGGUUGAACACUCGCUCGGAACACCUGGAGCGAAAGACACUGAGCAGAAGAGGCCGCACAGGUUCUCUGGACGAGCUAGAGGAAUUUGCCCGCUCUUAUGACUCCCGUGGCCGUCGACCUGAGCCUCCCGACAGGACCUAUGACCGGGAUUACAGUCCUCCCAGACGUUUCUACAGAGAUGAGGAACAGGACUGGAGACGGCGCAGCCCCUCACCAUUGCCACAAAAGAGGAGGGACACAUGGGAUAGUGAUCGUCCCACUCGUCUGCCUCAAAGCAGAGGAUAUGAUGACACCUUACUCAGCAGUGUGCUGGAGACUAAGGUAAGAGGGCGUGGAGGGGAGAGAGGUGCUGGGAGGAUGGACGAAGAUAGUGACACUCCAUCCAAAGGCAGCUCCAGAGGAAAGAAUAGUGACAGCUACUACAGUCGGUCACCCAGCAACCGUCCAGAAGAGGAUGACCCUUUGCCUCCUUACUGCGAGAGGGAAGCAGAGCGGUACCGCAGAACUGAGGGUCCUACAAACCAAUACCGCACUGCAGAACCCCCCAGACCUGACAGAUACAGGACCACUGAACCCUCCACAAGGCCUUUCUCUUACACCCGUGCCCCUAACCAUGGAAUGUCCCACACACUGCAGGGCAGUAGAGAUGAGCGAGACAGGAGCCGGAAUCUGAGCGCUGCGCUGAGCAGGGACUCACUCAUAGUGUGAAGAGUUUUUCCAUCAUCCUCCAUCUGCAAAGCACUGCCAGUCUGCUCACUUAAACCGUCCUGCUGUCACUGCACAGGAACAGGGGAACACUGUUUUGCCGUCAGCCACAGGAAGUGCACAUCCUGUCAAUCACUGACAAAAAAAAGAAAACGCCAGUGAAAUAAAACUGCAAACAAACAGCAUGUGCCUAUAGUUCUGUGAUCCACAGACAAAUUUUACAAUAUCUGUUGAGUUGUGUCAAUAAUUCUAUUUAAAACUAGUGCCAUACAUUUUUUUAUUAUUAUUUUUAAUUAUGCCAAUUUCAGAACUGCUGUAAAUAAACAAUACAGUUGAAAUAUUACACAGUCUUCAUAUUCAUUACACUGUAACUCAGGAUCAUUUUAUGUCAGUUUCUUGAUGUUGUACUGUGUAUAAAUGCUGUUGCACUGUUUAAAUACGUCUUUAAUAAAAAAAACAAUUUGCUCAAGUUAUUUCCAGUUAUAUUCAAAAAAGGUUAAAAAAUAUAUUUUCAAAGAAAUUGCAAAAUAUUGUAGUCAUAAAACUUUGCAAAUACUCUGUCUCAUUUUGGUGUGCAGCAUUGUGUACAUUCUAUUUAGGUUUUGUAAUAGUAAUAGUUGUCAGAUUUUUUGUUGCCUUUGUUCCAUUAGAAUUACAAUUCAUUAAAACUCACGGCAAGUAU
Messenger RNA from Cynoglossus semilaevis (tongue sole), 2875 nucleotides. Its product is annotated as immunoglobulin-like domain-containing receptor 2. The record is from RefSeq and is a predicted model, not a curated record. The coding region runs from base 319 to 2196 and encodes 625 amino acids. Gene Ontology annotation, cellular component: membrane. The transcript is spliced from 10 exons. Lineage: Eukaryota; Metazoa; Chordata; Actinopteri; Pleuronectiformes; Cynoglossidae. Gene Ontology annotation, biological process: pancreas development.